CCACAAUUCCAUCAUCAUCCAUCCAUGGCUACUUCCUUCUCUCUCCCCAAUUUCAUCUCCUUCCUCUUCCCCUCAAACCCACCUCCGCCACCGCCGAAACUCCCGCCUUCCGAUGUCCAUCUCCCGUCCUCUUCUCAUGCACAGAAGCUCAGAAACGGGUCGGUUUCAAUGGCGGGCCAAGAGGCUCACUCGUCUUACUCUUCUUCGUCUUCGUCUCUAUCCGCUGAAUUGUCGUCUGUAGUAUGCCCGUCUGUCGCGUACGCGAACACCCUUUUCUUUAGAUCAGCGUACAAUGUGCAGGUGAUUGUGGACGACAACGAGCCGGAGGAGAGGCUGCUGAACAGGUUCAGGAGAGAGGUCAUGAAAGCUGGGGUUAUUCAGGAGUGUAAGAGAAGAAGGUUUUUUGAGAAUAAGCAGGAUGAGAAGAAGAGAAAGUCACGCGAGGCUGCGAAGCGUAAUCGACGAAGGCGGGGCCAGUUUAGAUCUUUUCAAAACAAGCAAGAGACACCUGUAGUUAAGAAAGAUGAGGAUGAAGAUAACUGGGAAAUGCCGGAGGGAGAUCUCCCAUAUUGACAACAUUUCACUAUGCUUUUAGUUCUUGGACUCGACAGAUUUCGUUUUCCAGUUUUUUGACCCAUGUAAGUUGCAUGAAGUGAUCGAGUUAUUUUAUUGACCUAGUGCCCUGUAAUUUUGGCAAUUUUAAGUAAUAUAUAUAUGUUUCAGUUCAUUCCCAAACGUGUUAUGUAGCUCUUAUUUAUUUAGCAGGGGUAGAAGAGGUGCUUCUUAAAUGUGACAUAAGGUGAAAGGUCUUUUUGGCAAAUGGACAGCAAACUUUUACAUUUCUGUAUUACUUGUGAAAGAGGAGAUAAUCUGCAUUAUACUUACUGCCCCAAUGAUAGUUAUUCCUUACCCAUUUUCUGACUAGAUUUGUAAAUUGUGAUGAUAUUGGAAAUGAAAA
Messenger RNA from Carica papaya (papaya), 958 nucleotides. It is a transcript of the gene GHS1, whose product is annotated as Ribosomal protein S21 family protein. Gene Ontology annotation, molecular function: structural constituent of ribosome. The record is from RefSeq and is a predicted model, not a curated record. Gene Ontology annotation, biological process: translation. Lineage: Eukaryota; Viridiplantae; Streptophyta; Magnoliopsida; Brassicales; Caricaceae. Gene Ontology annotation, cellular component: ribosome.